AUGGGAUCAGAUACGCCAUACGAUGUGGCUCGUCGCGUGCCCGUCGCCUUCGCUCCGCCCGUCGCCUUCACUUCCCCCCCGUCGCCUUCACUCCCCCCCCUCCCCCCCCUCUUCUGUUGCCUUCAUUUCCCCCUCCCCGUCGCCUUCACUUCCCCCUCUCGUCGCCUUCACUUCCCCUCCUGUCGCCUUCAUUUCCCCCUCCCGUCGCCUUCACUUCCCCCUCCCGUCGCCUUCAUUUCCCCCUCCCGUCGCCCUCACUUCCCCUCCCGUCGCCUUCAUUUCCCCCUCCCGUCGCCUUCACUUUCCCCUUCCGUCGCCUUCAUUUCCCCCUCCCAUCGCCCUCACUUCCCCUCCCGUCGCCUUCCCUUCCCUCUCCCGUCGCCUUCACUUCUCUCCCCCGAUGCCUUCGAUUCCCCCUCCCGUCGCCUUCCACGCCUGUCGCACUCGCUUUCCCGCCCGUCACACUCGCUUCCCCACCCGCCACCUUCCCUUCCCCUCCCAUUGCCUUUCACUCUCUCCUGUUCACUCUCUUUCCCUCUGCUCACUCUCUUUCCCCCUGAUCACUCGCUUCCCCCCUCCUCAAUCUCUUUCCCUCUGCUCACUCCCCUUGUUCUAACCCCACUCUCCCCAUUUCUCACCCAUUUUCCCCCUUUACGCUCUCUUACCCCCUCUGCUCGCCCCUGUUUUCCUGGCUCACUCCUAUACUCACUCUCUCCCCCCCUGCUCACUCUCUUCCCCCCUGCUCACUCUCUUUCCCCCUUCUCACUCUCUUUCCCCCUUCACGCUCUCUUUCCCUCCCUUCCGCCCGUCGCCCCCCUUCGUCUCAUCGACCUCCCUGCUGCUCGUCGCCUUCGCUCCCGCUCGUCCCCUCGCAAUCCCCGUCUCUCUCUCCCCCCUUCGCCCUCCCUUCCACUCCUCGUUGCCCUCGCCAUCCCUCCCUUCUCCCUUCCCAUCUCGCACACUUGUCACGCCCCCUUUCCAACCCGCACAUACACCCUUCCCUUCUUCCCUGUUUCCCCGCAUCCCUUGUGCUGCUUUCCCCCAUCCUCCGACUUGCUCCCCCCAUCCCCUUCCCUGCUUCCCCCCGUCCCCUCCCCUGCCUCCCCCCAUCCCCUUCCCUGCUUCCCCCCAUCUCCUUCCCUGCUUCCCCCCAUCCCCUUCCCCCCUUCGGCCCGUGCCCUCCCCUGCCUCCCCCCAUCCCCUUCCCUGCUUCCCCCCAACCCCUUCCCUGCUUCCCCCCUUCCCCUUCCCUGCUUCCCCCCCGUCCCCUUCCCUCCUUCCCCGCGUCCCCUCCCCUGCCUCCCCCCAUCCCCUUCCCUGCUUCCCCCACCCCCUUCCCUGCUCCCCCCAAUCCCCUUCCCUGCUUCCCCCCGUCCCCUUCCCUCCUUCCCCCGUCCCCCUCCCAGCAUCCCCCCAUCCCCUUCCCUGCUCCCCCCCAUCCCCUUCCCUGCUUCCCCCCAUCCCCUUUCCUGA
This is a messenger RNA of Closterium sp. NIES-65, 1473 nucleotides long. The record is from the annotation of a GenBank genome assembly. NCBI's taxonomy places the organism in Eukaryota, Viridiplantae, Streptophyta, Zygnematophyceae, Desmidiales, Closteriaceae.